Poeciliopsis prolifica (blackstripe livebearer) is the source of this 1339-nucleotide messenger RNA. RefSeq lists its product as uncharacterized. The transcript has 4 exons. The record is from RefSeq and is a predicted model, not a curated record. Gene Ontology annotation, biological process: poly(A)-dependent snoRNA 3'-end processing; exonucleolytic trimming to generate mature 3'-end of 5.8S rRNA from tricistronic rRNA transcript (SSU-rRNA, 5.8S rRNA, LSU-rRNA); TRAMP-dependent tRNA surveillance pathway. Gene Ontology annotation, cellular component: nuclear exosome (RNase complex); cytoplasmic exosome (RNase complex). The coding region runs from base 367 to 1329 and encodes 320 amino acids. Lineage: Eukaryota; Metazoa; Chordata; Actinopteri; Cyprinodontiformes; Poeciliidae. Gene Ontology annotation, molecular function: RNA binding.
CGAACCAGUUAAUCCUGCCUCAUUCAUGCUGAAAACAGGAAGAGGCGGGACCAGCCUGACGUCACACCGCUAUCAUAUUUGGAAUAGCGGUCAGAAAUAGAAGGGGGCGCUGUUGCAAAUAAUAGUCCUUUGCUUUUCUUUUUUUAAAUCAUCAUGGAUUAUGGUCGUUAUAACAACUGAUCUAUUGUAGGUUAUUUAGUUUUAUUCCUUAUUUUAAUCGUCUCGAAACGACAUGCUUUGAUUCCUGAGCUGAUGAGAAUCAGCUGCUCAUGCCCAGGCAUGAUCCUCCGGGGCGGUAGAGGGCGCUGCGGCUGCUAUUUGGGUUUCCGUGAUAUUCCCUGGUAAGCUGCACGGAGGUCUGUGAGGAUGUUCUCGGUUCUGAAGGAGCGGGUCGGGGAGAUUCUGCUUCCCGGAGAUGAGUUCUGCUGCGGCCCCCAAGACACCCUCCCUCUUACGGACAGCGGGAAGGCAGGACGGCUGGUGGCCGGGCCGGGGCUGCGGCGGAGCGGUGACCGUCUGUUGGUGAGCCGGAGCGGCGUGCUGAGACACAAAGAGCCCAACAAAUUCUGGAUCGAGUCCCAGCAGAGGAGGUAUGUCCCAGCCAAAGGAGAGACGGUGAUUGGCAUUGUCACAACAAAGUCCGGCGACGUUUUCAAAGUGGACAUAGGAGGAAGUGAGUUGGCAUCUCUGUCCUUCCUGGCCUUUGAGGGCGCCACCAAGAGAAAUCGACCCAACGUCCAGGUGGGCGAUCUGCUGCUGGCCCAGUUGGUCGUGGCCAAUAAGGACAUGGAGCCGGAGCUGGUCUGCAUCGACGGGUCGGGCCGAGCCAACGGGGGGCGUGUUAGGAACUGGAGGGCUGCUCAUCAAGGUGUCUCUGGGCCUGGUCCGAAGGCUCCUGGCUCCCCGCAGCGACCUCCGGGCCGACCUGGAGCAGCUGUUCCCCUGCGAGCUGACGGUGGGGAUGAACGGCCGGGUCUGGGUCCGGGCCGGCGCCGUCCAGCAGACUCUGGUUCUGGCCAACCUGCUGCAGAGCUGCGACGCCAUGACGGCGGCGCAGCGCCAGCAGCUGUUCCGGCGCCUCCAGCAGGGGGCGUUCUGAUUGGCUCGGAGCCGCAGGAAGAGCCGACUCUCAUCGUGUUUGGAUCAGAACCGUGUGACUCGUAUCCAUGGCGACAGAGACAAACAUCUGCAGCUGAAGUUCUGCUAGGAACCCAGCUUCGGUCUGAGCUGGUCACACGACCCGGUUCUGGUCACUUGACUCGUUACCAGGGAGACCAGCAGCUGAAAAAGCCCGGGCUGGUUUGUUUUGAAAUAUCUCUAAUAAAUUGAUUUAUUUUUA